UGAUCUCCAUCUGACACGGGAGAUCCGACUUCCAGCCUCUUUUUUUUUUUUCGGCCGGUGCCGGGUUCGAUGAACGGGAAUGCCCAUCACAAAGAUGGCUGUAGCGGCUGAGGGAGCAAAGGCGCCUGCUCGUCCCGAAGUGGGCGGGGCCUGCCUGUGUCUGACUUUUGUAUUCGCCUUGUUUGCUGUAGCGGUGCUUUCCUUGCCUGAGCCUGAUUCCGCCGACGAGGGAGGACGAAGGCAAGACGAUGCUGGGACUGUCGCUGUUGUUGGGCUGCAGCACCGGUUGGCUCCUGUACUAUUGGGCGCGCGUCCCUAAGCGCCCACUACUGGUGGCUUGUCAGCCUUUCCAGUUCUUCUUGGAGAAGUAUUGUCCCAUUGUGAAGGAGACAUUCUACCCUACACCAUGGUGCUUUGAAGGUCGACUUCAGACCAUUGUUCGUGCCUUUAUCAAAUCCUGCCCAUUUGUCUCCUACCACAGUGAAUUGCUGCAAACUGCAGAUGGAGGGCAGCUGUUCUUGGAUUGGGCUGAUCCUGAUGAUGGGACCCAUCCUGACCCAGAAAACUGCCCCAUUGUCCUGUUUUUGCCAGGCUUGACAGGCAGCAGCCAAGAGACAUACAUUCUACAUUUGGUACGCAGCACUCAGAGCCACGGCUACAGGGCUGUUGUGUUUAAUAAUCGAGGAUGCAGAGGAGAAAAGCUGCUGACGCACCGGGCUUUCUGUGCCACCAAUACUGAGGACUUGGAACUGGUAGUGGACCACAUCAAGCGCCGGUUCCCUUGUGCACCUCUGAUGGCAGUUGGCAUUUCUCUUGGCGGAAUCGUAGUGCUCAACUAUCUGGGGCAAAAGGGACAGGAAGCUGGACUGGUGGCUGCCAUGACUUGCUCGGUGUGCUGGGACUCGUUUGAGACAACCCAUUCCCUUGAGCGGCCUCUCAACCAAUUCCUCUUCAACCAAUAUCUCACAACCAACCUGUGCAACCUGGUCAAACGGCAUAGAAAGGUCAUUGAAGGGAGAUUGGAUGUGGACCAUGUGCUGAAGGCUCGCAGCAUCCGUGAGUUUGAUGAGCGCUAUACGUCUGUGGUCUUUGGUUACAAGUCAUGCCAGGAGUAUUACCAGGAAGCCAGUCCUUCCCAGAAGGUGGAUCACCUACAAGUGCCAGUGUUGUGCCUGAAUGCUUCAGAUGACCCCUUCUCUCCUCAACAUGCUAUUCCCACAGAGACAGCACAGCGCGUGCCCACCGUUGCCCUCUUAGUGACUGCACGAGGUGGCCAUAUUGGCUUCCUAGAAGGACUCCUACCUCGCCAUCAGAGUUACAUGGACCGUGUCUUUAGUCAGUUUAUGGAUGCUGUUUUCAAACAUCAGGAGGAGCUGGCAGCUGUAACAGUAGCCAUGGGAAGCCAACAGCUUGGACAGAACGUAAAUACAAGGAUGGUCAGCACAUGAUCAAGAGUCACGAAGUCUAGCAUACAGAAGGGUGAAUAUGAUCUCUCUUAGAGAGAUGAAACCCCUCUGAGGCAAAACUAAUCAUGCCACCAUGCACAACAUCCUUUCCGUCCUCUAGGUUACCCAUCUCCUUUCUCAAAGGACUCCUGGCCAGAAUCUGCUAUGAAUGGCAACCACAGAUGAAGAUGCUGUGAUGAUCAGCAGAAUACAGGAUUGUUUUCCUAGGAUUUUUGGCAUAUGGCUGUUUGUUCCAUAUAUGAAGAAAACACCAGCUGUUCCCUGUUGUUUUAAUUCCUUCAUCCUGGAUUCUUUUGUAGAGAACAGUUUUGUGUGCUUUUCUCUAUGAAAAUAUUUGGCUAAAAAUUUAGGCAAACCACAGGUAAAAUAGUGGGUUGUAAACUAUAUCUGAUGCCACAUCAUAGAAUGCACUCUGCAAAAAAGGAGAUGGUUACCAGACACUUUAUCCUACAAUUUCCUUCCGUUUUCAGUCUGAAUUUCUCCCAACCAGCAUUUGCUGCAGUUGAGAAGGUAACUUGUUGAAUACUUUAAUUCUAUCUUCUAGAACUCUUUUUGUUUCUGCCUUGGGGAAGAGUUAACUGUAUGUGGUCAUUUUCCUCCUCUGAAAAAUCAGCUACAGUACUUCCACUGAAUGAAAUCUGGAUCACUUUUCCCCAAGAGAGGAAACCCUAGGAGAGGGGCCAUUAUUUUGGUUUUGGUAAAAAUAAAAGUUCUCUUGGUCAAGUUUGAAUCCUGUAGCACAAUGGGAAUGGUUUGCCGCUGCCCUCUUCUGGUGUGAUUUUCCAAUUUCCUGGUCUAGCCACCAACUAGUGUGGGGGCCCCCACACUCUGGAACGAACUCCCCCCGGGCUUACGCCAGAUAUCUGACCUUCGGACAUUCCGUCGCGAACUGAAAACAUAUCUUUUUAUUCC
Molecule: messenger RNA, 2378 nt
Organism: Ahaetulla prasina
Lineage: Eukaryota; Metazoa; Chordata; Lepidosauria; Squamata; Colubridae
Gene: ABHD1
Product: abhydrolase domain containing 1
Exons: 9
Coding region: 249-1448 (399 amino acids)
Biological process (GO): medium-chain fatty acid catabolic process; medium-chain fatty acid biosynthetic process
Molecular function (GO): acetylesterase activity; monoacylglycerol lipase activity
Source: RefSeq, a predicted model, not a curated record